GCAAAGCAAAAAAGCCCAACCCGUUUAUUUCAUUUAGAGGCAAAUUCUUUCCUUUUACCUUCCAUUUCUCAUUCUUCUUUCUAGGGCAGAAGCCGCCGGUGGGUAAUUUCGAUACAGGGGUUUUCAGCUAUGGCGCCUAAAGCUGACAACACCAAAAAGGGUGAUCCUAAAGCUCAAGCCCUGAAGACUGCCAAGGCAGUCAAGUCUGGGCCAACUUUCAAGAAGGCUAAAAAAAUCAGAACGUCGGUCACAUUCCAUCGCCCCAAGACAUUGAAGAAAGAAAGGAAUCCCAAGUAUCCUCGAAUCAGUGUGACUCCUAGGAACAAGUUGGAUCAAUAUCAAAUUCUUAAAUAUCCACUGACCACUGAGUCUGCGAUGAAGAAGAUUGAGGAUAAUAACACCCUUGUUUUUAUUGUCGAUAUUCGUGCUGACAAGAAAAAGAUUAAAGAUGCUGUGAAGAAGAUGUAUGACAUCCAGACCAAGAAAGUGAACACUCUAAUCAGGCCUGAUGGAACAAAGAAGGCAUACGUUAGGUUAACCCCAGACUACGAUGCUUUGGAUGUGGCGAACAAGAUUGGAGUUAUCUAAACUGCCUAGGCAAUUGUUUUCAUUUCCAUGGCGACAAUUUUGUUUAGAUAUAUUUGAGUGCAUCUUGUCUGAAUCCUAAGGUUUUUAACUGUGUUUUUAUAUAACAUAUUGGUCUAGCUAGCUCUGGUUGACUGAGUUCAAAACACUUAUGGAAUGUGUUCGAAUAUUUGUAUUAGUUGGCCUCAAACACCUUUGUCAUACUUCUGAAUUCUGUUCAUAAUUUCUUCUCAAUGUAGCACAACUAGAUCAAGUCAAUCUCUAAAACAGUCAAUGAUUGUGUUA
Molecule: messenger RNA, 870 nt
Organism: Benincasa hispida (wax gourd)
Lineage: Eukaryota; Viridiplantae; Streptophyta; Magnoliopsida; Cucurbitales; Cucurbitaceae
Product: large ribosomal subunit protein uL23
Biological process (GO): translation
Cellular component (GO): ribosome
Molecular function (GO): structural constituent of ribosome; rRNA binding
Source: RefSeq, a predicted model, not a curated record